Prunus armeniaca (apricot) is the source of this 477-nucleotide messenger RNA. NCBI's taxonomy places the organism in Eukaryota, Viridiplantae, Streptophyta, Magnoliopsida, Rosales, Rosaceae. The record is from the annotation of a GenBank genome assembly.
AUGUCAGACUCAAGAUCUAGCUUCUCCCUAAUGUCAUUCUCUGGAAACAGAAGACAUUAUCUGUUGGCUAGCGCAAAUCUCACGACCUGGUGCUCCGAGCCGAGGGGAUGUGUGUUAACACGUGACAUCCUUCUUUUGGAUGCGGUGCAGUUAUGCGCGGCCGUGCCAACACGGUCUAUCGUGCGUCGAGAUGGUGAUGAGGUUUGGGUAGAAGAUGGUUCACAGCCUGAGCUACAAGGCCGUUUAGUGGUGGUGUUGGUGGCGGGUUUUAGGCGGUUCCCCGGCGCGUUGCUCAGAGAGCGACGGUCUCUUGAGCUUCGUAUUUAUAGGAGGAGUCCUGGAGGGACAAUCGAGGCCGAAAAGACCUACGUGGUGGAGCCUGAUCGGGGCAAGUGGGUAGUCAAAUCGGCAUUUGGGAUCAUGAAGCAUGGUGGUGUGACCCUCAUAAAUCCUGGUAAAUCUCGGCCACUGCCCUGA